AUGCUCAGUGAGCAUUUCGCAGCAUCCGUGUCGGCGGCGGCAGUCGCGCCCAAAGCUGCAUCUAACAGUGUCAAGGAUGUAGGCAUUUCCAUCUUCGAGAGCCAACCGCAUUCGGGCCAAAGAGCGAGCUUCAAGAAGAGCAACACAGCACCCAAUUGUCUGGCCGUCAGCCCAUCGCAUGUCUUCGCCGCCCAAGCCGACAAGGCUGUCGUCAAUGUCUACAACCGCGAAAAGNNGGGAAAUCAAGAGGCAACCGUGCCAUUUCAAGAGAGGAUAACAUGUCUGGCUCUGGCCUGUGACGAUACCGUGCUGGUCUUGGGUACCCAGACUGGUCGCAUCUUUGCUUGGGAGACACACACUGGUCGCGUUGUCAUCACAUCGCAAGCCCAUCUGCAACAAGUCACCGCCCUGGUCGUCGAUCCUACAUCAAGCUUCAUCCUGUCUGCCUCGGCUGAUGCCUCGAUUCACGUCUGGUCGCUUCCUUCGUUGCUCUCUUUCGCCAAUGCUGCCCUGCAAGGCCAGCACUCUCCGCUACACACCCUCUCAGGUCACCGUGCCGCUAUCACAUCUCUGGUCCUCGGCCACAGCGCUGGCUUCUGCAACAUUGCCGUCUCAGCGAGCGCCGAUCAGUCAUGUAUAGUCUGGGACUACCACGAGAACCAGCUCUUGCGCACCGUCCUACUGCCCGAAGUCCCUCGAUGCCUGGCUCUCGAUCCCGCCGAUCGCGCCUUCUACACCGCAUACGAUGAUGGAAGCGUCCAGAUGGUUGACUUCUACAGCGAUGCUUUCUCCGCUGCGAAUCCCACCUCGGUACAGCACCCACUCUACGAUCCUGCACAAGCUGCCAUGCCUGUACAGCCUCCUCCGCAAACUCGCUGGACCCCGCCUUCAGCUGAUCAAGGAGCUGCAUUGAGUGCUAUCCUCAGCUACGACGGAAGUAUGCUCAUGACUGGUCAUGCCAACGGAAACGUUCUCGUAUGGGAUGUCCCUCUCGGCCGAUAUUCUUCCACCUUCACCUCGGCGCCCAUGAUGGGUCCCGUUACGAAUCUCGUCUCAUUGCCUGUUCAAGGCUUCCCGGACGCUCGUCCUGCUCUUCUCAGUCAAGUCACCAUUGUCAAGCCCAAACACGCCGCUUUCGACAAGGCAGACCUUGACGGUGCUGUCCCAGGAAACUACAACCUGAGCAUGCAAUUUUCGCGCCAACUUCCCAUGCCUCACAUCUCUGCCUCUAAGAAACAACCUGCUGUGAUCGAAUCCGACUUCCUUACUGCUCUUACACAUCCAGUAUUCCCCGAGUCACUACUCGCCGACUCUCUCGCCGAGCUCGCCAGCUGGAACGGAUCCGCGAAGCCUCAGCCUAUUGCUUCUGCCCCUGCCACUGCUGUCGCUCCUGUUGCUGUCGAUGCUCCGGUCGCCGAGCAGCAAGCCUCGGAUUCGGCCGACUUCAUGUCUCUUGAUGCACCAGCAUCUACUUCAGGACCAACUGUCGAACAACAAAACGAGGCCCUCAAAGCCGAACUUGCCGCACUGAAGCGUGUCCAAAGAGCUAGUUUGNNGAAGCAAAUGGAAGCGCUACGGAAAGAGAAGGUUGAGCUGCUAGCCAAGAUCAGGCAGGACAUUGAUGACAACAUGGAGGAUGAGGUACACGAGAAUGAGAAGAGCGAGAGAGCAUGGGCAAGGCUGGCCUCGACUGGCGAGUAUGUCGAAAGCGAUGAAGAGUCGGAGUAA
Aureobasidium musti is the source of this 1728-nucleotide messenger RNA. NCBI's taxonomy places the organism in Eukaryota, Fungi, Ascomycota, Dothideomycetes, Dothideales, Saccotheciaceae. The record is from the annotation of a GenBank genome assembly.